Molecule: messenger RNA, 765 nt
Organism: Pedinophyceae sp. YPF-701
Lineage: Eukaryota; Viridiplantae; Chlorophyta; Pedinophyceae
Source: the annotation of a GenBank genome assembly
AUGGCCUCCGCUAGCUCGCCCCUCCCGCCCGCGAGCAGGAGCGUGGCCGUGGAGCUGCUCCUGCUGGUGACGUUGCCCGCGCGCGUGUUCCUCCGGGUCGCGUCGGCGUCGGUCGGCGCCGCGUGGGACUGCUUUUGGUUCUGUCUAGGCAUAUUUGGACUCGCGAAGCGCUCGGAGGUCCUCAGGCUGCGGCGGGAGCUCAAGGAGAUGCAAGACGCGCGGGUGGAGCUGGAGUCGCAGCUCAUUGACGCGCGGGCGGCGUCGGAGCUGAUAGAGUCGGAGCGAGACGCCACGGGCGACGAGCUGAAGAAGAUGCGGAGGAAGUACAAGCGGGCCGUCAAGACCCUCAAGGGCCAGGUCCCCGCGAACGGCGAGGACGACAGCGAGCGGCACGGCGACGCGCGUCGCACCGAGCCCCUGUCCCACGACCACGUCGACGCGGGGCCGCCACCCGCGCACAGCAACAGAGCACCCGCGCGGCCGACGGCGGCGCGCAAGGCGGUCGCGGGCGGGCACGCGAUCGUGCACCUCGUGGUGCUCGCCACGGCGCUCGCGCUGGCGUCCACCACGGCGCUCCCGGCCUCGGGCAUCCACCGGAAGCUAGUGGCGAUCAUUGCAGGGCCGCUGGUGUUCCUGUACGUGUGGGCGAUCACGGGCCGGAAGGGCGACGGGUCCGGGUCCGCGGCGCUGGCGCUGGUGGCGAUGGGGUGCUGUCUGCUGAUGGGGUGCGCGCUGAGCAUGCACCUGUCCGCGCUGGGGCUGUAG